Trichomonas vaginalis G3 is the source of this 617-nucleotide messenger RNA. RefSeq lists its product as uncharacterized. The annotation marks the transcript as partial. The record is from RefSeq and is a predicted model, not a curated record. Lineage: Eukaryota; Parabasalia; Trichomonadida; Trichomonadidae. The transcript has a single exon.
AUGACGACUAACUAUUUGGUGCCAAACACUAAACCGAUUAAUGGAAAUGUAUUUCAUUCAUUCGAAAAGAUAAAUGAAAUAUUCGCAAAGAAUGACGGUAGAAGAUAUUAUAGAGAACUUGAAAGUUCAUGCUAUGACUCUGAUGCUCCAUAUUUUGAUGAUAAACAAACUCAUUUAAGAAUUACAAAUCCGGUUCAUGAUGUGAACCAAUUAGGUGACACAUAUAUUAAACGCAAAGUUAAAGCAACUCUAGUUUCAAAUAAAGCUUUCACAUGUGAUGCCGCUUUUAAAUGCAUGCGUUUAUUCGUUGGUUACAAAUCAUCAAAUCAAAACUUUAAACAAUUAGAAGUAGAAACUGAAAGAGGUGAUGCCGGUUAUCUUCAGAUGGAUUGUGCCCGUGAAUCUUUCGCAUUUGCAACAUAUAAACCAAAAUCAGAAAGGAAAGUUAAAAAGUUUGUUCAUUCGUUAUAUAAUAAUGUUCAAAAAUAUGAUAACUCAGUAUGUGGUAAAUAUAUUGACCCUUCAGAAGUUUUCAAGAAAGCAAAUGAAGAAGUUGAUGUCACUUUUGAUAUGAUUAUUCCGGUAAAUGAUUUGUUAGCAUUUCAGGCGUUCGAUGA